Molecule: messenger RNA, 1941 nt
Organism: Penicillium coprophilum
Lineage: Eukaryota; Fungi; Ascomycota; Eurotiomycetes; Eurotiales; Aspergillaceae
Exons: 4
Coding region: 1-1941 (646 amino acids)
Source: RefSeq, a predicted model, not a curated record
AUGGCUCCGAAGAGGAGGCACACGAAGGCGGUAGCGAGGUCCUGUGUGGCAGAACCACGACGUUCGGGUCGUGCUGCUGCUAGUUCUGCCGAUGUAGCAGAACAGUCGGGUCUCGCCAUGUCGACCCCCAAAUCCGAAGCGAGCUCACGAACUAGAACCCCAAGAAAGCCCGCCGCCAAAGGGAAAUGGAGCGAGGAGCAUUUAUUGACGAGCGAUAAGUCCCUCCUUAUUGACUUUGAUCUAGUCAAACUGCUGGCACAACCCGAAGCAUGGAAUUGCCUUGAGGAAAGCGACAAGCGCGAAAUCCUUGAUCUACUCCCCCCAGAUGUUCAUCCGGAGGCACAAAUUACGUCAGACGAUCCAGAUGCAAAGAUACCACCCAUUCCAGACUCUUUUAUCCGCUAUUCAAACAACUGGCGCGACGGCGUUCGACAGUUCCAACUCGACCUCCAAAACGGCCGCUACGACCCCGGAUGGUUGCACCAGGCGCAGGAAGCCAGACAGCAGCGCGAGAAUGGCGACUUCGAUAACUUCAAGGAACGUGAAUAUGAGCAGUUCUGGGGACAGAAACAGAAAGUUGACUGGCGUGCACCUGCCGGAGAAAGUGCGCGGGUGAAGAUAGGAACUCUUAUCGAUGAAGGUGUCAUCCAGCUGGGCGAUAUCUGGAAAUUUUAUUAUGUUUAUGGCAGGGGUGCGGGCAGAAUUGUCAUCGAAAAGGAAGUCAGGCUUCAUGACCGUGUUGGGGCGAAAUUGACUUUUGCCAUUCCACCUGGUGAACGAGUGUUUCUUCGCAGCAACUUCGACAAAGGAGACUCAUUCUUGACACCAGAAAAGAGAGAGGAAGAUGCAAAAAUCGGUCUACACGCACAGCCACAGCCUGUGGCACCCCCUUGUAACGAUGCACAUUUGAAAAACGAGGAACUAGAAUCACAGGCUACUAAUGGUACCUCGAAUGGUGACGAUAUGAAGCUCGACACCGAUCACGCGCCACAGGAGACCCCUGCUUCUGGCAAUGAUUCUGCCAAUGACAAGGCAAUGAAGCCGAAGAAUGGCCAACCACCACAUGGAAUCCCUGCACCUUCUACUGACGAAAUGAAUAUCGAAACCCACAUCACCACAGAGCCAAAUAUUUCACCGUCAAAUGACCAAGGAAGCCAAGAAGAAUCACCAUUUAGUGUUAUUAUUCUUAGCCCCGGCGGUACGCGAAAUCAAAAGCCCAAGCGCACAAUUCCUGAGCCCGAACCCCAGCCCCCAGUGAAACGCAAGCGAGGGCGACCACGUAAGAACCCACCAAAGCAACCGGCGCCGGAGCCGCCUCGAGAACCGGAGGUGUCUAGGGAAAUAGAACUCUCUCAGCUUGACGAACCAAAGUCAACUGCUCCUCCUUCUUUCAACCUCAGUCUCGCCGUGGCUGCAAAAAUUGAAGAAAACCGCAAAGCUGCAGCAGAAUCCUCGCAUUUAGAGCCUUCACAGCCUGAACAUCCUUUGUCGGCGCUGUCUUCUACCCCUGGACCCCCCGAGAUCCCUGCGCCAGGGCUAUGUGGGUCAAUAGAGCCAUCCAUCGCCAAUGCCAACGUCAAAAAUGGUACAUCGAAAUCAUUGGAAGUAUCCACGGCUCAGUCUGAUGCUCCAAUCGACAAUAUCGAGGCACCCGCUGAAGCUGAGCAGGAUGAAGUCAAUAAUUCCACCACUGAACCGCAGAAAGACCCAAUACCAACUUCAUCCCAGAUGACUACCGGUGAGCCGGAGGAUAUCAUCGUCUCGGGAAUCCCGUCACCACAAGCACUCGUUCUCAAGAUCUUACAGAUCGAUGGCCGCAUGCCCAACAGUCGUACUGCGAAUGCCUGGAAGGAAAUACGGUGCUACCGAAACAACCAGGACAUGGGCAGCCUCUUUGAUGUGCGAGAGGCUUGGUUCCUCCAGCAUGGACGACUUGAGUAG